Messenger RNA from Musca vetustissima, 1886 nucleotides. Its product is annotated as SH3 domain-binding protein 5. Gene Ontology annotation, molecular function: protein kinase inhibitor activity. NCBI's taxonomy places the organism in Eukaryota, Metazoa, Arthropoda, Insecta, Diptera, Muscidae. The record is from RefSeq and is a predicted model, not a curated record. Gene Ontology annotation, biological process: intracellular signal transduction; negative regulation of protein tyrosine kinase activity. The transcript is spliced from 8 exons. The coding region runs from base 1 to 1881 and encodes 626 amino acids. Gene Ontology annotation, cellular component: cytoplasm.
AUGUCAAUGGAAAGCAAUAAUACCCCUGUGGAUCCACGAGUUCAGGUUGAACUGGAAAAACUCAAUACAGCAACAGACAAUAUUAACAAAUAUGAAGUGGAACUGGAUGAAGCCAAAUGUGAGUUUAAACGAAUAUUGGCCGAAAGUGUGGUUCGGAUAAAACAGUCGGCCCACAAGUUGGGUAAUUCCAUAGAAGCGGCUAAACCCUAUUAUGAAUCUCGCAUUUAUGCUGCUCAGCUUGCCAAGGAAACUCAGGUGGCAGCAGCAAAUUAUGAAAAGGCCAAAUCUAUACAUGCCGCAGCCAAAGAGAUGGUCUAUUUGGCCGAACAGGGUUUGGGUGAGAAAUCCACACUGGAUACAGCCUGCCAGGAGAUGUUAAGUCAUGCCGCCAGCAAAGUCAAUCAAUCACAACUGGAGGUUACCGAUGCUCGCAACUCAUUGAAAAUGUGUCAAUUGAAACUGGAAGUAGCCAAUAAUCGUGUGGGUAAAUUACAGGGACAAUUACGACAGGCCAUCAAGGCAUCAAGUUUCAAUAUUCGACGCAAUUUACUUUUAAUUAAUUUAUUGGCUUAUCAACAUGAUUUGAGUAAUUUGCCCUACUAUGAGACCCGAGCCAACUACAAUGGCAUCCUAAAAGCACAAAAAGAGAAAAUCAAUAGCCUGGAAAAUAAAGUGUCCGAAGCCAAGAUGACCUAUAAUGAGGCUUUGAAAAAUCUCGAACAAAUAUCCGAAGAAAUUCAUCGUCAGAGGCAACAGCAGCAGCAGCAACAACAGAAUCUAAUAAACUACGAGACCAUGCUGAAUCAAGCCUCGGAAGAUACAACGUCCAAUUAUACAUCGUCCUCUGGUGAAAUGACCACAACAUUUCAACAAUUCUCCUGUGAUAUCGAUACCAGUGAUGAGUAUCUCGAAAUGCCCGAUAAGUUGAGCACAAAUUCCAGCCCCAUACGGCAGCGGCAUAUGGAUGAACACGAAUGUCCCCAUUUGUUGAGAGAUUUCGAAUCGGUGUUGACAUUUCCGCAGAAAAUUGCCGGUGGAAUGCAUAAAUCGGCCAGCACCAGCAAUACCAGUGAUAAUCUGUUUGCCCAGGCCCAGCUGCACGGUCCAUAUGAAGUGAAAUGUUCCUCGAUUGGUAGUGGGCAAAAUCUCAAUACAGAUAAUAGUUCGGGAAGUACGGGAAAGGGUGGUGGGGGCGGUGGCGGCAUCGGCGAUACAGAUGAUAAUGACAUUGAACAAUGGACUGAGAUACGUUUAUCGCAUUCGGAAAGUACCAGCUCUAGUUAUUCAAAUCAAAGUCUAUUGCAUGAUCAUGCCGAUGGUGUGGCCGAAGAUGCCCAAUCUCAUCAUUCAUCGUCUUCCUCAUCGGAUGAGCCGAAGCGUAAAGUUACCUGCACUACGAUAUUUCAGGAAGACGAACAAAUCAAUCGCAAACAAUCGCUCAGUCAAUGGUUGUCACGUUCGAAUAGUCUUAAAGUGGGCGGCCGAAGGCAAUCGCUCGAUCUCCUAAUUGAUGCCAGUGACAAAGUGAAAGAUGUCUUUUCGUUUGGUUUUCAAAAGGUCGGACGCACCCUGGAGCGACGUAACAGCGAAUCGGAAAUGAAUAAUGAAUGUGGCGCUAAUGGUUCGCCAAAUGUGGGCAGUGGUGGUAUGUCGGGGGCCAAUAACACUUCCACAUCAUCGUCGACUACAUCGGCUGGUGAUUUCUUUCUAUUUGCCAGAUCUGAACCCAAAGAAUUGUUGUCCGACGAACAAGUCGAGAAUCUCUUACUUAGCCAUUCAGUGGAUGAAAAUGGAACGAUAAUUGUGGAAGAGCUUAAAUCACCAUUACAACAGCCAGCCGGCAAUAAAUAUGGUGGCGGCUUGCCCUCGCUUUUAGUUUAAAUUCU